Messenger RNA from Anoplophora glabripennis (Asian longhorned beetle), 779 nucleotides. RefSeq lists its product as uncharacterized. NCBI's taxonomy places the organism in Eukaryota, Metazoa, Arthropoda, Insecta, Coleoptera, Cerambycidae. The record is from RefSeq and is a predicted model, not a curated record. Gene Ontology annotation, cellular component: extracellular region. The transcript is spliced from 4 exons. Bases 102 to 434 code for a protein of 110 amino acids. Gene Ontology annotation, molecular function: peptidase inhibitor activity.
UUAUUUGCCUUCUUUCAAAUGGGUUUUAAAGCUGUUUAGCAUUCAGUUCGAGUUCGUCCGUGGCCGCAAACUGUGCUCUUCUCGAUUAAUAAUAAUUAACUAUGAGGAAAUUUACCGUCCUCUGUUUACUGUUGGUCUUCGCAGCAUAUGGCGCAACAGGCAUAGAUCUGAGCUGCCCUUUGUCCAGUAAGAUGACAACUUGUACUCCAAAAUGUAAGGACGACAGCGAAUGUUUUGGUCGCAAAUGUUGUUCCAAUAUUUGUAACACCAAGUCCUGUGUACCUGCAAACAUGAAGUUGGACAAUAGUGAUGGAUACAAAAACCAGAAUUCAAAAAGUGCUACUGGCAGUUAUUGCGGUAACGUGAAAUGUAACUCUUUCGAAAGAUGCGAACUAGACCGUACCACAAAACGUCAGAGAUGUGUCCGUCACUGAAAGUGACCUGGACCUACUAAGCAUUAGUAAAAGUUGAUGUUAUUCGAAGGUUUUAUAGUAGAGAAAAGUCAAACAUUUUAUAAUUGUCAGGUUAAAAACAUUUUAUUAUUUUUUGCGUCAAUUUAUCUAUUCUACAAACAGCCAAGAAUAAAAAUUAAAAGUAUAUGAAUAUCAUAUGGCAAUCGCUCGUGACCUUAAUGCGAGAUAUAGCUUUUUAUUUUGAAGGUUCUGCAGAGAUAUAUGUAUUUACUACGUGAAAGUAGUGUCAGUGUAUAUUAUUGCAAUUAUAUUCUUUUAACUUUGUGUUUAUACCUAUACCAAAUAAAAUAAAUAUAUUCAUUAUUA